ACGUUGGAUAUGGCCACACUGUGAAGGAGCGCUCAACGUGCUCAAUAGAAAACAAACGCGGAUUCUCCGGAAUUAUGUUGUUUUUCUGCCCGUCGUGCGGAAACAUACUGAUUAUUGAGGAGGACACGAAUUGCCACCGCUUCACGUGCAACACCUGCCCCUAUAUAUCGAAGAUCAGGCGUAAGAUCUCCACAAAGACCUUCCCUCGCCUUAAGGAGGUGGACCACGUUCUGGGCGGCAAAGCGGCUUGGGAGAACGUGGACUCGACGGAUGCGGAGUGUCCAACGUGCAGCCAUAAGCGUGCUUACUUUAUGCAAAUCCAGACUCGAUCGGCCGACGAGCCCAUGACCACGUUCUACAAGUGCUGCAACCACGAGUGCAACCACACCUGGCGGGACUAA
Molecule: messenger RNA, 401 nt
Organism: Drosophila elegans
Lineage: Eukaryota; Metazoa; Arthropoda; Insecta; Diptera; Drosophilidae
Gene: Polr3K
Product: DNA-directed RNA polymerase III subunit RPC10
Exons: 2
Coding region: 75-401 (108 amino acids)
Biological process (GO): DNA-templated transcription; termination of RNA polymerase III transcription
Cellular component (GO): RNA polymerase III complex
Molecular function (GO): nucleic acid binding; zinc ion binding; DNA-directed RNA polymerase activity
Source: RefSeq, a predicted model, not a curated record